Messenger RNA from Solanum tuberosum (potato), 732 nucleotides. RefSeq lists its product as uncharacterized. Lineage: Eukaryota; Viridiplantae; Streptophyta; Magnoliopsida; Solanales; Solanaceae. The transcript has 2 exons. The record is from RefSeq and is a predicted model, not a curated record. The coding region runs from base 178 to 618 and encodes 146 amino acids.
CCUUAAUAAUACUCCAAAUUCCAAAAGUACCGAGUCACCGACGAAACCCACCUAGUACAAGUGAACCGGGUUCAAGAUACCGGUCCAACCAUCUCUCAACCACUUGAUUAAAAGUCUUACCGGUCCAAUUUUUUGUGCUAUGAAAAUGAAAUCAAGAAGUCAGUGAGCUAAGCAACAAUGGAGUCAAGUUGGGGUAAGGUAUUACUUUACCUAACUCUAAUUACCAAUUUGACCCUACAAGGUGUUAGAGGUUGGACUGGAGAGAUUCAUGGAAGAGUUGUUUGUGAUGUUUGUGCUGAUUCUUCUGUUGGUCCAGAAGACCAUGUUCUAGAAGGUGCAGAGGUUGCAGUUCUUUGCAUUACGAAGACCGGGGAAGUUCUGAAUUAUCAGGCAUUCACAGACUCCAAGGGGAUAUAUAGAGUAGCUGAGACAAUGCCAGCGAGUGAUCGUUGGGAUGCAUGCCUAGCAAGACCUAUCAGCAGCUUCCACGAGCACUGUACACGUCUGGGAGAUAGCAACUCCGGGGUGAAGUUCAGCUACAAUCAUCCUUCAGGAUAUUCACACACAGUCAGACCAUUUGUAUAUCGUCCCACCAACGUUCCAACAUACUGCAUCUAAUAAAUAUAUAAUGUAUCAUAUGGUAUAAGCUAUGUAAGCUUGUUACUGUUAUUGUAUCCUUGGUUGCCUUGAUUUUUAUUGAAAAUCCAGUAGCAAUCUGGAUUUAUCUGGUAA